This is a messenger RNA of Ceutorhynchus assimilis (cabbage seed weevil), 259 nucleotides long. The record is from the annotation of a GenBank genome assembly. NCBI's taxonomy places the organism in Eukaryota, Metazoa, Arthropoda, Insecta, Coleoptera, Curculionidae.
AUGGAGAAUUUGGAGAAAUUUAUGGGGAAUUUGGAGAAAUUUGUGAGGAAUUUAAAAGAAAUUGAAGGGAAAACUUUAAAUUGUGCGAGACUGUAUUUUCAAUUAAUUCAGUUAUUGUAGGUUGAUUUCCAAGAUUCUUUAUGUUGUUAUUUUUCACUGGAAAAAUUUGAAAUUUUGGGAAAAUGAGCCUCUAUCCUUCCUCUCCACAUGCAAAAAGUUACAAAAUUUCUCCUCCAUUAGUUUUCCAGGAAAACUUUGA